GAUUCGUUGAUCUUUUCUCCCUCUUUGUUACGCUUUCAUUUUUUCCCCCGUUUGUUCAAUUAAAUAUGUCCAGUAUUUACAAUACUUCACGUUUGGAUAAGUCAAAGAGGCCUGUUCAACGUCGCGUGGAGCCACCUCGACCUGGCAUCGGUCCACAACGUUUGGUCCAACAACAAAUUCUUCAAAAUCGACAACAGCAAUUAUUACAGCAACAACAGCAACCAGAAAGCACUUACACUGAUUUCCCUCUUAUGUCAACCGCCAAACGUGGUAAACACCACAUCAUGGAUUUCAAAUCACCUAAAACAGUCGACCCCAAAAGCUUUGCACGUCCUGUUAAAUUACAUCGUGAAAAAACAGACUUUCUACCUUAUCGACAAUAUAUUGCCAAAAUAGCAGCACAAAAUGCCGCUAAUGAAGAACAGAAAAAAGCUGCGCAAGCAAAAGCGGAAGCAAUCAUGGCUGGUAAACUUAUACCCACUUCUCCGCCAUCCUCUCAAAGCAAAGAGAAAGGGAAAGGAAAAGAAACUGUAGAAGAAGUAGGCGGUGAAGAGAACAAAAGCAACACAGCAUCAACCAAAUCACAACAUGGACCCAAAUCAGGUGCCGAUACCUCAUUAAUUGCACCUUUAGGUGGGGCUACUCGCAACAAACAAUUGCUUUUUAAAAAGCGUACAAAGCAAAUUUAUCUCGCAAAGGAAGAUACCAGAGAGCUGAAAGAACAAGAACACCGGCCAUGGAUAUUAGAAGAUUAUGAUAGCCAGCAUAGUUUUACUGGCACUUAUGAAGGCGGCCAGCGUUCAGAUUAUAUGUUCUUUGUAUUAACUGACAAUGGAUUCAGAGUGGUACUCGUUGAUAGAUGGUACAAAUUCCAGCCCAAGCGCCACUUCAAGCAUCUCAGUUUAGAAGCUGAAGAACAAAUGAAAAAACAACAAAAACGUGAAAACGGUAGAUGGAUGAUGUUGAAUCGUAGUAAAGAACAAGAAGAGGAGGAACGUGCAGCAUCACAUUUAGGCAAAUUCAAAAUUGUCGAUCAUAACAAUAGCGGUAAAGAAGACUCAGAUAUGGAUGACCUUGAUUUUGAUGAUGUCUUUCAAGAUGAUGAAGAAGGCACUGGAGAACACGAAGUUGAGGACGAGGAGAUUAAAGACAGUAAAGACCGUGUUAAGAAAGAGAUUAAGGAUUACUCUAUCAACAGUGGUCAAGACAUAGAUGAUGAUGACAUUCUAAUGAAAGACAACAAUGGACUUUCUUCAGAAGGCAAACAGUUACAUAAACUUGUUCGUGACCUCGAAAAGAAUCGUGCUUAUGAAAGUGACGAUGAAGAAGCUGAUCCAUAUGCUUCCAGUGCUGAAGAAAUGGAAACAGACAACGAUGAGGAGGAUGAGAGUAAGAAAACAGAGGAUGAAAAGAAAGAGAAAAAUGCACAUAUGCCACUUAAAAAGAAAAUUUCUGCGACCGCUAAUAAUGCUCAUAAGAGCAACUUGACGCCGAAAAAAAUGCAUGCGAACAAACUUAAGAAAGAAGCUAUGUCAAAACCAUUGGGUCGUCCUGGAUCACCCUCCAUUUAUAUGAAAAAGAAGGAACACGGUGAAAAUGUUUCUUUAUCUUCACGUUCUGUAGGUAAACCGUCUUCGCCACUUUCAACUGCUGCUGAAACUACCGCUGCGGUGAAAAGAGAACCAUCACCUACUUCUCCUUUAGCCCAUCAACAUCGUCCAUCUUCGCUUAUUGGUAUCUCCAAUAAAGACUCUAAUACCAAAAAGCGCAGAAUUGAGGGAAGAGGCAACCAUUUGCUAAA
Mycotypha africana is the source of this 1801-nucleotide messenger RNA. RefSeq lists its product as uncharacterized. Gene Ontology annotation, molecular function: TFIIF-class transcription factor complex binding; DNA binding; RNA polymerase II general transcription initiation factor activity. Gene Ontology annotation, biological process: transcription initiation at RNA polymerase II promoter; positive regulation of transcription elongation by RNA polymerase II. The record is from RefSeq and is a predicted model, not a curated record. Lineage: Eukaryota; Fungi; Mucoromycota; Mucoromycetes; Mucorales; Mycotyphaceae. Gene Ontology annotation, cellular component: nucleus; transcription factor TFIIF complex. The annotation marks the transcript as partial. The transcript has 4 exons.